AUGGCAGGUAAGUUGUCUGGUCCUGUCGCCUUAGCAACAUUCAACGAGGAGAAAAUCGAAAAGACCUCCUCACACGAGACUUGGAUUGUUUCAAGUGGCAUUGAAAUGUCGGGAUGGAUUGGGCAUAACUCAGGUGAAAUACAACUUGAAUGAUCCUUGAACGUGUUCUGAAAAUAUUUAUUGAAAGCCUCUGCACGCGCCCUAUCAUCAGAUAACCACUUCCCCUUAUACAGCACUCUGUUUGGGUCAGGCUUCCUUUUGUUCUUAAAAGUGAAAUAUGACCAAAAUUGUUUCGGUUUUGUGAACACAUUUUUAGCAAUAUUAUGUAAAUAAGUUCUCCUUUCUUGCCUUAUCCAAUUCUUAAUAGAUUGUCUAAGUCUACGGAACUUUUCUUUUAAUUGCUCGCUGUCAGACCUCUUAACCCGUUUCCACAAGGUUUUCUUUUUGUUUAUUGCUUUUGCGAGUUCCUUAGUAAUCCAUGGUGGUUUAUUAACUCCGCGUCGAUUAACCUUAGGAAUGCGCAGUCCACCGCAGAAAAAACUAGCUCGCUCUAUUGAGACCACGCUUCGUCAAACUCCUCCUGGGACUUUAUGUCAUUAACACCUGCACUAAGAGGCAAUAACAAUAGCUCAUUAUUCAGGCUUUUGAAGUCAGCUUCAUUAAAGUUAGAACGUUGUUUACAAUGUGAAACUUUUAGCUUCAACUUAAUGUGGAUAUCAAAUAUAACCGGGUAAUGGUUCCACGGCAAUCCUGCUUCGACAAAACAAGGCCCAGAUUCAACGGAAGACGCAAUAGAUGGCAAAUUUGUAAUUACAAGAUCCCAUAUAUUUGUUUUCCUAGUAGGCUGACUUACAAGUUGAAAUAGGAAGUGGCCGUUAAAAAGUCUGAAAAUUUCUGCUCAUCAUAAUUGUUGAAUUUGUUAAACCAGAUCCUUCAAUCCAAUUAAUCUCAGGGAAAUUAAAGUCCCCGACAGUGAUAGUACACCAAUAAUGAUCUAAGUUAAGUACUUUUAUCAUACAGAUAAAAUUUUGUAUAAAAUCACGGUCACAAGGAGGCCGAAAAGAGUUAAUCAGAAGGACAGUUUGUUGUGGAGUAAAGGUAAUUUCAAUAAGCACACACUCUAAUGAGUUAAAGUUGGUUUCGAUUUGACGAGAUGAUAAAUUGAAUUUCACUGCAGUCAAGACUCCCCCACCAAUACGAUUUUUCCUGUCGCAACGAAACAAACUAUAUCCAGUUGGUAUAAUUUCUUCGCUGUAAACGGCUUCAGUCAAUCAGAUUUUGGUAAGACAAAUUAUGUCUAAAUCUUACCCGUAAACAAUAUCUCGCAAAAUAGAAAAUUUGCGUUCAUUCGAAUCUGCAUCAGGCACAAGGGCCUUAAGACUUCUCACAUUUUGUAGAAAGCACGAUACUGAUUCAGGUAUUUGUUUGUAUACGAUACAGUGUUAGGCCCUCGAUUAGGACUAACAUCUCCCGAUUGUUUCAACCACUGAAGCUGAAAGGAGACAACAGUAUUCGGGUAAUAACUCACCAUUGUAUACAAGUACCUCUUAUCCCGCCGUUUGAACAGAAAUCUCUCUUUCAACAUGCGCAGCUGGUUACAUAUGAUAUUAGAAACGUUCACAUAUUGUAUACAGGGUGAAUCAAAAAACCGCAACCUCGGAAUUUCCCAAGAAAUCGACAUUGUUUUGAAAGACAAAAGAUUUUAGGCGCCUGGGAAUUUAAAAUAGCACAACUGUCAAAAUUACUGCACACGCGAGUGCAUAAAGCAAAAUUUAUGCAUUUAUUUAGUGCACAACAACAGUAAUAUGAUCUAUUAACAAUUCGAUUUCAAUUCCCAGGGGUCUAAAAUCUUUUAUGUUUAAGAAUUGCAAAGUGAUUUCUUAGGAAAUUCCGAGGUUGCGUUUUUUUUUAUACACCCUGUAGAACAGCCGUAGACAAACUUGAAGCGGUUUAACACCCAAACAAAUCGCUUGACUGGUCUCAUAGCCCUGAGCAGAACAGAAAAUUUCUCCAAAUUCACGUUGUGCUGACUUGUGCAUCCCAUGAACUCUUACUCCGACAACGUAGCGUUGUUCCUUGCUCGAUUGUUCGUAUUCUGACUCGAAAUAAAUAGCCAGGGAGUAACGAUUAACGUUCUAUAAUAUUAAAAGAUUGUAGAGCCAAACAGUCCGUGACCAACUCAUGCAUUGUCAUGCUUCAACUCCCAAAGGUUAAGUGUAUAUAACCACAAACGUUUGACAUUUCAAUAAAAUCUAGCAAAAGGAGGUUUUACCCUGUGGUGCAGAGAAUUCUUACUGCACGAAGAAUGUACAGUAAGUACAAUUGACCACUUUGGCGAUUUUGCUGUUUUGCAGUAAUUGGAAACAUGUGCUCAAAAGUUCGGAAACUUGCGAAAAUAUGGCGGAACGCAAUAAUUAAGCAUUAGAAAACAUUUUCCGUGUUUCUACAGAGUUAUGGAAACACGCGUGAAAGUUUGGGAGAAACGAGAAAUUGCGUGGUAAGUGUUUCUAUAAACUCUAUAGGAACACGGAAAAAAUGUUUUCUAUUUCCUCCAUUAAAUAGCCUUUUAAAAACAAUAGAAAAGAUAAAUUUAUUGAUUUUAUAAAUUGCUUUCAUUCAAAUAUUAAUUCCACCUUAAUAUACGUUCGUGUAAAGAAUAAUUAUAAAAGCAAGCCAUAUGCUAUAGCGAAGUAAACAAGUAUAUCACUGACACUGUCAAAACAACGACAGCACUUAACAGGCUUACUUUACUAAGACUAAGUAUAUAAUUCACUCAACAACGUAGUAGCCUACAAGCUUGCAUGCAAAGAAAGCACUGUUUUGAAUAGUUAGUGAACGUUUAAACAUAAUUAAAAACUAUAGUAAACAUGAUUAAAAACGUCGCAUGCAAGGAAAUAUUUUUUUAAAUAGACAGAGUAAAAUUUAAAUAUCUUACCUUGGCUUGGUAAACAGUCAAAUAGAUACGUGUGCUAUUGUACUCAGGGCCGUUGUUUGUCCGUGUCGAUCCGAACUUUUGAAUACGUGUUUACAAUUAGUUCGCAAGAUUGGUCUAUGUUAUUCACUAAAUGUUUGUCAUAAUUAUGUAGUUCCAUCGAAAGGUCCAAAUAUUACAUCAAUUACCAAUAUCACGCCCACUUCAAUAAAAAUUGCCUGGGAGAAGUUGAGUGCCGAUGAUGAGAAUGGAGUAAUAACAGGGUAUGAAGUUUGUUAUAAGGCUCCGUCAACUCCAGGAGAUGUUGACUGCAAUCUAAAUAAGCCAGUUACUGGUGCUGAUACAACCGCGUCUGUUUUGGAUAACUUGAAUGAAGCAACUACAUAUAAUGUCGCUACUAAAGCUAGAACUGUGAAGGGACUUGGACCUCUUGGUCCCACUGUAAGCAUAACAACGCUUGAACAUGGUAAGUGCAUUUUUUAUUAUUAUUUCGUUUUAUCGUUCCCGGCAUAUUUUAAACCACCAUCGGCAAACUGUUUGUCAGGUUGAGCUCGAUUUUCUGUCCUCCGAAUACUAUAAGACCAGUCAAAACCUGUAUGGCAUAAUUACGGCUAUGUGCCCGGUUGUUAGCACAUACUGUAGCCGCUUUAUUGUUCUAACCAAUUCUUAAUAAUUAUAACAAGAAAAAUUAUCAAUUAAUACCCAUAUAACAUUUCGCACAGAAAAGGUGGGGGUAUUACUAACGCCCACUACAUGAACUAUAAUGUAUAGCGUCCAAAAACGGGGAGGAGGUUGGGUAAAUCUCUUCCGUCCAAUUUCUUGAUUUUAACUGUAGCUCUUGUCGAGUAAGAAAGAAAAGAUGGUCCGCUUCACCACAGAUAAAUACCAAAACUUCCAAUCACGUGACUAUACUUAAAUUAACUUGCGCGCGCAAAUAACGUAUUCCGCAUAAUUAAUUUCAACUAUAAAUUAUUCCUGGAAGCAAUAAAAACUCUUAAUACCUCAUACGAUAUUAAUUAUCUGAUGUGGUCGUUAGGUUACAUAUAUCGCUUUCCGUCCAGUAAUUAAUGUUGCCAGAUAUUACCAUACUACAUUAUAUUUGCCGUCGCCGAUGCAAUUUUUUCCCGUAGACAGUCGGACUCAUCGUUGAUAGUCGGACGCAUCAUUGACCCGUGCCCUUAAACAAAACAUUCAGCGGAACUCUUCUUAUUAGAUGUGCCUUCCCAGUGUGUCUUGAGCCCGGAAUUGGUGAUUUCAAAUAUAUUUUGUAUAUUAGAACGAGGCAAGAGGAUCUGGUAUAUACGUAUCCUGUGAAAUAGUGGCCGAGUUACAUGAUAUGAUAUUACUAAUGUCUAGUGAACGGGUAUUCUGCAUUACUUCUAUUUGCAGUGGAAAGUGGUCGUAAUGGUCGCUUAGAAUCUUCCAGUAUUUCCUUGCACGCUAGUUAUCCUAUCCUGGUUCUCUUUAAUUGGGAUGAUGUAUAUAGUUUUAACUCGCAAUAACAGUCCUUGAGUAUUUUCGGAACCAGAAAAUACAAGUUUGUAGUUUAAUAUGGCAAACCGUUCAUCUUUCUACACGUGGUCGAAGAAGAACAACGUGGAGAUCCGUGAUGGAUAUAUGGUGCACCAGUGGGUUACGGAUGGUACGAAGGGAUUCAUCGAUAACGCGCGGAGGGCUGGACGCGGAUCAAUGAUGCGUCCGACAAUCAAUGAGGAGUCCGACUGUCUACAGAAAAAAAAUGCGUCGGCGUCAGCGUCGCCGAUAGGGAUGGAAUCGGUAGCUAGUUAAGAUGCGCCUGGCUAAGCAAGAAACAUCAUAAAGGAUAAUAAUUCGUAGACUCCUUAGUCAACCGAGAUUAUUUAACAUCACUUUGGACACUCCACCAUGCCACCGCAAAGACCAGUGACACAAAAUAA
Paramuricea clavata is the source of this 4848-nucleotide messenger RNA. The record is from the annotation of a GenBank genome assembly. Lineage: Eukaryota; Metazoa; Cnidaria; Anthozoa; Malacalcyonacea; Plexauridae.